Dreissena polymorpha is the source of this 2063-nucleotide messenger RNA. RefSeq lists its product as uncharacterized. Bases 128 to 772 code for a protein of 214 amino acids. NCBI's taxonomy places the organism in Eukaryota, Metazoa, Mollusca, Bivalvia, Myida, Dreissenidae. The record is from RefSeq and is a predicted model, not a curated record. Gene Ontology annotation, molecular function: zinc ion binding. The transcript is spliced from 2 exons.
UUCAAACCGUGCGAUAAUCUCUAAGGAAGAACUUGAAGAUUAACAUAUUAGUACAAAGUUCACACGUUAUCAGUCACAUAAGACCUGCAGCGUUUUCAGAAAGAGUUCAUCAGCGACAUUAACUAACAUGGCUUCUAAGUUCCAGUGUGUGGACCAUCCAAGUAUGUCGGGGGUCGUCAUCUGUCGUGACUGCAAAGUAAUCGUCUGCACGCGCUGCUACAUGAAUGGACAGCACAAGGAGGAAUGUGACGUAAUAGAUGUCAACAGCGUGACCUCAUUGUAUGGUAAGCUAGCAACGGAACUGAUACACCUUCGUCAGACUUUGGACAAGAAGAAAGCGACACGCGCCAAUGUUUUGGAACAAAUACAAAAUGACAAAGACAAUGUUGUCCUUCGGAUGAAAGAUGAAUUAGGGCAACUUUUGGUCAAAGUCGCGGAAAUCAAGUCAAGUAACGAAGAAGAGAUGCGUGCGUCCUUCGACAGAUACAAGAAAGGGAUACAGAAAGGCGGCUCAACGCUAAAAGGUCUUGUGGCGAAGCUGAAAGAACAGAUUGAUGAUUUUAUACUUGAUGAAGGAUCGACAACAGACGACUAUAAACCGGCUGGGUCAUUGAAAAGGCUUGCGCAGCGGAAACUUGCGCAGAUCAGCGAUGGCGAAAAGCAUCCGCACGGUAGAUUCGUGCUUGCAGAAUACCUGCAGAGUAUACUGGACGGACGCGUGAAGACGUUUGGAUCCUACACCCUACAUUUUCCUCUUGCAAGGAAGAGCUAGAGAGUUAUAAACAUACAGUUUAAAGCUUACAGCAAUUUAGAAAAUGGCGACAAAAUAUAUAAUUAUAUCAUGUUGUCGUAUGCAUUAAGAAAUGUCCGAAAACACAAUCGGCGUUGAAAUAAAUAGUGAGAUGGAAUGCUCUAAAUAAAACAACAAGUAAACCAAUAUGAUCAGUUACGUGAUUCAAACUCCAUAAAUACUGUAUACUAUACGUGUAAAAUCAGUUGCAUAUUAGUUGAAAUCUUUUUUAGAAGUAGAUAAACUAUGCUAUUACAACUAUUUGUGUUUAUAAAACGUAUCAACGAUUAAAAUGUAAAUAAAUAUAGUCAGUAAGUUUUACAAAUGUACAUUCCAUAUUUGUUGUUUUUCUCGGUUGUACGAUUCUUGGUGCGCUCAUUACAACUUGAUUUUCAGAAUAAAUAGCGAAGAAAUUAACGCGGAAACUACACAAUAUAGUUAUUUCUGAUUAAACAGUAAAUAAAUACAUGUUAGAUCAUUUAUUUAAAUAAAUACAUUAAAUGCAAAUCACUUGUUUAUACAAAAAGUCGUACUUUAAAAUCAACAAUCCAUAACACUGCAAUGUGAUAUAUAAAGAGACAAUACUUUUGGAGAUGGUAUUUUGUUUUGUUUGCAAUGAAGAAAACCAUCUUGUUUUACAACGCAAUUGCGUUUACGAAGUUGCUUGAUCUGUCAUAAAUCCUUAAACUGACCAAAAUUUUGUGUUGAGUGUUUACAGUACACUCAUUUGAACCUGCAGACUGCAGACUUUUACCUGAUUGUCUUAGUAAACAUGAGGUCAUCUAAUAUGUAAUGUUCUUAUUCUCACGAUAAGCAACUCAGUCUUACUCAUAUUUGUUUGAUUGAUUAAAUGAGUGUUAUGUGUUAGCCCUUUACCACUUAGAUACUGUUUUGAGGCAUUUGUAGUCCCUUAGAAAGUUAAAUUUAAUUAAAGACAUUUCUAACUAGAUACAAGUUUUAAAGGCUUCAUUUCCAACCCUUAGAUACUGAUGAGCAGCAAACAGCAUAAAACCUGAACAGACUGCGCGUGACUCACAGGUUGUCCUUGUUUUGUGCUGUUUGCACAUAGCCAUUUUCACUUUUUUUUCUGAGUGAGAAAGGGUUAAAAUGUGUUUGUUAUAUUUUAGUCGGUACUGUAUUCUACUUUAUAAGAAAAGUCAUCAGCCCGUCUCAUGUGCAUAUUGCACAGCAGAGUUAUCCGACAGUAAAUCGCUAAAUGUUUUCGGAAUUUUCAAGCAUAAACAUUUGUGAAAUAUAGCAUUUAUAUAUUAUA